UUUUUAUUCUCACCUUUUCCCAAAGCCUAUCGGGAACCUGAUUAUUCUUACCACAUGGCUGUGCGCUUUACCACAAAGUCUUGUGUAGGAAGAUAUAAUGACCUGCUCUUUAGAGUGCUGAAGAAAAUCUUGGAUAAUUUAAUCUCUGAUUUGUUGUGCCAUGUCAUAGAACCAUCAUAUAAGUGCCAUUCUGUUAAAAUUCCAGAGAGUGACUUCGUGAAUGAGCUAUUCAUAGCCUUUCAAGUGAACCCUUUUGCACCAGGCUGGAAAAGUGUCUGCAAUGACUCUAUAGACUGUGAAGAUGCCACUAACCGUAACAUCCUCGAGGUGAGACCUCAUCCUGAGGGAAAGUGCUUGAGUGACCUAGAAAGUUUUGGGUAAAUAAUUUGUCUUGUUAGCAGGCAUUUAAGGUCAACUUCAGCUACACAGUGAGUUCAGUGCCAGCCAGGGCUACAUGAAAACCUAUCUCAAAAGAAAAACAAUUCUUCAAGAAUCCAUCUCAGGUUGUCCUCUGACUUCCACAUGCCAUGGUAUGCAUGCACCCACAUACGUAUACCUACACAGGAGCACACUCAC
Molecule: messenger RNA, 576 nt
Organism: Cricetulus griseus (Chinese hamster)
Lineage: Eukaryota; Metazoa; Chordata; Mammalia; Rodentia; Cricetidae
Source: RefSeq, a predicted model, not a curated record